Drosophila pseudoobscura is the source of this 2474-nucleotide messenger RNA. RefSeq names its product zinc finger protein 3-like. Gene Ontology annotation, biological process: regulation of transcription by RNA polymerase II. The record is from RefSeq and is a predicted model, not a curated record. The coding region runs from base 283 to 1599 and encodes 438 amino acids. The transcript has 9 exons. Gene Ontology annotation, cellular component: nucleus. Gene Ontology annotation, molecular function: RNA polymerase II cis-regulatory region sequence-specific DNA binding; DNA-binding transcription factor activity. Lineage: Eukaryota; Metazoa; Arthropoda; Insecta; Diptera; Drosophilidae.
GUGUGCCUAUGUAUGCGUGAACGUCUUUCUGUUGUUUGAAUGGUAUCAGCAUUGCAGGUGUUUGCAGUCUGCCUUUUAGAAGGUCAUGGUUAAUACAAGCCAUCCUGACCAUGCAGUAGUUGUUGAGCAUUGAAUGAAAUGUGUUCAUAAAGUUCCGCACAAAAUUGAAGAAGUAAUAGUUUAUUAACUUAUAAAGUGUUCCAAUUAUUUUUACAUUUGUCAAGCAUAUGCGGACCAAACUGUUUAAAUUGCACCAUAAAUAAUAAUCUAAUAUUUAAAGAAAUGGAAACCUGCGUUCUUAUACCAAAGGAGUUCGCAUUAGUUACAACAUCAUUGACACCCUUUAAUGGAUCAGGAGUAGCCGUAUAUUCAAUAACUGAUAUUAAGGAGGGAUCAUUAUUCUACCCGUUCCAAGGAACAGUUCGAACCGAUAAAUUAGAUACAUUAAAAGAUAUUGAAAACAACGAUUCUCGAUAUAAAUUUGGGUUAUAUGAUGAAGUUUCAUACAAAUACGGAAAACGAGUACAUCACUGUAACUGGAUAAGAUUCCUUACAGUUUCCUCUUCAUAUGAUUCCAACGUAAAUCUUAUCUGCACAAAGGUCAAGGGCGAUCCUAUGUAUGAGGUAGUUAAAGCAAUUAUGAUACAUCAAGAAUUGGUGGUAUACUAUUUGCCAGAACGGUCGGAACAGAGUAUUGUUACACAUUUACACUCAAUAUUGUAUAGAAAAGCAAUGGAAUCCUUUGUAAAAGACACUCCACUGGAUUUAUCAUUAUCAUUAAUGUAUAGAUUACCAAAUUUACCGCUUUCUCCUCCAGCAAGUGAAGACGAACAUAAGACAAUUUUAGGCAAUUAUUCAGCUAUAAAUAAUUACAUAUAUACGACACCAAAAAGACGAGCUAUGAGAAAUGAGCGGUCUCUGUUACCCUGUGACGUUUGUAAUAAGUCCUUCGAUCGACCGAGUCUUUUAAAAAGACAUAUGAGGACACAUACAGGCGAAAAACCACAUGAAUGUUUGGUAUGCGGCAAAGGAUUUAGCACAUCAAGUUCUCUUAAUACGCAUAGAAGAAUUCAUUCAGGAGAAAAGCCUCACGAAUGUCAAGUAUGCGGAAAAAGGUUCACAGCGAGCAGUAAUCUAUAUUAUCACAGAAUGACCCAUAUAAAGGAAAAACCACAUAAAUGUAAUUUGUGCUCGAAAUCAUUUCCCACACCCGGAGACUUAAAAGCACAUAUGUAUGUGCACAGUGGCUCUUGGCCUUACAAGUGCUCAAUUUGCCACCGCGGAUUUUCCAAGCAAACUAAUCUAAAGAAUCAUUUAUUUCUACAUACAGGUGACAAGCCGCAUGGUUGCCCGAUAUGUAGCAAAAAAUUUGCACUGGCGUGUAAUUUAAGAGCACAUGUGAAGACUCAUGAAGGGUAUCUUCAACCGGAUUACAAUAAAGAAUGCCUUCGAUGUGCAAGCAAUAGUGUUAAUAUGGACAGAAAAUACUGUAAGGGAUGUACUUCUAUAAAUUGUUCCACAAAUGAUAUUGACAAUUCUUUGGUGGAUAGAGAAGCUAUUACAAAGGAAGACUUUGAUACUUUUUUCUUGCAAAUUUAGUGACUGAUUUAUCGAGUGACAUUUUUUAAAGUUUUGUAAUCCAACCCUGUUAAAAUCUAUCUUUUAAGUUGUGAUAAUAAUUUAAAAGAAAAUAUGUUCAAUAAUUUUUAAGUUUUUUUUGUUACAUAGAAAUUUACAGUAAGUUAAGAAAUAUUUACGGCGAUCAAUUUCUUAUUACUCAUUAACGAAGGUUCCAAGCGACAGGUUUGGGUUAACAACUAAAAGUGAGUUUAAGUUUUCUUUUUUUCUUUACAACUUUAAUUUCGGCAUCUUAAUCGCUGUCGCACUCUCUAAAUAUUUCACCAUGUUUACAUAAAAACCGAAACCUAGUUCAUAUGUUCUAAAUAAUAUAAAUAAAGGUUUAUAUUUUGGUUAAGCUUUUAAAGUUUUAAAUGUAAGUUACUAAGAACAUGUAUUUUUAUAUAUUUAUUUACUAUUUAUAAAAAGGAUCCUUGCAAUCAGCAAUGAGUUUCGCGUUGAUAUCAUUUAAGGAAAGCUCUAGUCAAACCUACUUUUAUACGAAAUAUUGUCAACCAGCUAUGUUACGGUUAUAAGUCGCUGCUAAAUAGAAUUUAAAUUCCUGAAAAAUAAAAACAAUUAACAACCAUGCUCCAGUUAUAACAAAUCGUCAAAAGUUACGAAUUGACUGUCAUAUCGCAAAACUACGUGCUUCAGUUUUCUCAGAAAACUCAGAAUCCUACGAUUCGACACGGUUUCACAGGAGCUUCCGAUUUCAAAAAUGAAUUACACAGAGCAUAUAAAUAUUAAUCUUUAUGACGGGAACAAAUAUAUAAACUUAUUUGCUAAAGUUGUAACUUUAUAUUUAUACAUUUGGACUUUUAAUAAAUUUAUUUAUAAAUACGCUAAUAGGCUAA